AUGAUUUCGGAGGCGCUCGUUCCACACUUGCUGAAGAUUGUACAAGAGGCGGCGGAGGCGGUGUCCCCCACUUCGCAGUCUUCAACUCUGCUGAUGGAGAAUGGCACCAGGUGCGGGGAACAAAUUCGGAACUACGACAAGGUGGAGAAAGUAUUUAUUGGAGCGAUCCUCACCACGCUCACGCUGUUUACUAUCUGCGGGAACUUGCUGGUGGUGAUUUCGGUGUGCUUCGUGAAAAAGUUGCGGCAGCCGUCCAACUAUCUGAUCGUGUCUCUGGCGGUUGCCGACCUUUCAAUCGCGCUGGCAGUUAUGCCGUUUGUCAGUAUAACGGACCUUAUUGGGGGGCAAUGGGUUUUUGGCCAAGUCUUCUGCAAUGUUUUUAUUGCCAUGGACGUGAUGUGUUGCACUGCAUCCAUAAUGACGCUGUGCGUAAUUAGCAUAGACAGGUACCUGGGCAUAACCAAGCCUCUGACCUACCCUAUGAGGCAGAAUGGCUGUUGCAUGGCCAAGAUGGUGCUGUCCGUGUGGCUCCUCUCCGCCUCCAUCACCCUGCCCCCCCUCUUCGGCUGGGCCCAGAACGUAAAUGACAACAAGGUGUGUCUGAUCAGCCAGGACUUUGGUUACACCAUCUACUCCACCUCAGUGGCGUUCUACAUCCCCGUAUCCGUCAUGCUCAUUAUGUACUACCGCAUCUACCGCGCCGCCAAGCUCAGCGCCGCCAAGCACACCAUCACGGGCUUCCCGCGGGUCGGGGAGGAGGCGGCGCGGGGGGAAGAGGAGGAAGUCAUGGAGGAACAGGAGGAGGAAGAGGACAGCGUGGACUGUGUGUCGGCCGCUCUGAGGCUCCACAGGGAGGUGGAGGAGUGCACGCGAUUCUCCCGGCUCGUGAGGAGCAACCGGAGGAACAUGUCCAUCUUCAAGCGGGAGCAGAAGGCAGCAGCCACCCUGGGGAUCGUGGUAGGGUCCUUCAGUGUCUGCUGGAUGCCUUUCUUCUUACUGUCCACGGCCAGACCCUUCAUCUGCAGGGCGGACUGCCCUAGCUGUGUGCCCUUGUGGGUGGAGAGGACCCUGUUGUGGCUGGGCUAUGCCAACUCCCUCCUCAACCCUUUCAUCUACGCCUUCUUCAACAGGGACCUGAGGACCACCUACCGCAACCUGCUGCGUUGUCGUUAUCGCAACAUCAACCGCAAGCUGUCCGCCGUCGGGAUGCACCAGGCCCUCAAACUGGUUGAAAAGACUCACUCUGUUAUCUAAAUGUGACCAUGGUGUUAUUGUUGUGGUUUUGUGGCAGCUGCUAUCUAAAUGGUGUUAUUGUUGUGGUAUUGUGGGAGUUGCCAUCUAAAUGGUGUUAUUGUUGUGGUAUUGUGGGAGUUGCCAUCUAAAUGGUGUUAUUGUUGUGGUAUUGUGGUAGUUGCCAUCUAAAUGGUGUUAUUGCUGUGGUUUUGUGGGAGUUGCCAUCUAAAUGGUGUUAUUGUUGUGGUUUUGUGGUAGUUGCCAUCUAAAUGGUGUUAUUGUUGUGGUAUUGUGGGAGUUGCCAUCUAAAUUGUGUUAUUGCUGUGGUUUUGUGGGAGUUGCCACACUGAGAAAGUCUUGGGUCAAUGGUAUCUGCUUGCCUGGUCCUCUACUCAAGAUCUUGCAUGUCCAGACAGUCUAAAACAGGGCUCUGUCACGACUUCCGCCGAAGUUGGCUCCCCUGCCUGUUUCGGGCGGUGCUCGUCGGUGGUCGUCACCGGCCUACUAGAAGUUGGCUCCCCUGCCUGUUUCGGGCGGUGCUCGUCGGUGGUCGUCACCAGCCUACUAGAAGUUGGCUCCCCUGCCUGUUUCGGGCGGUGCUCGUCGGUCGUCGUCACCGGCCUACUAGAAGUUGGCUCCCCUGCCUGUUUCGGGCGGUGCUCGUCGGUGGUCGUCACCGGCCUACUAGCCACCCC
Oncorhynchus mykiss (rainbow trout) is the source of this 1928-nucleotide messenger RNA. RefSeq names its product 5-hydroxytryptamine receptor 7-like. Gene Ontology annotation, molecular function: G protein-coupled serotonin receptor activity. The record is from RefSeq and is a predicted model, not a curated record. NCBI's taxonomy places the organism in Eukaryota, Metazoa, Chordata, Actinopteri, Salmoniformes, Salmonidae. Gene Ontology annotation, biological process: chemical synaptic transmission; circadian rhythm; smooth muscle contraction. Gene Ontology annotation, cellular component: plasma membrane.